AUGUUUAAUAAAACUAAGAAAUUCCUAACAUUAAUAUAUUAACCAAUUAGACAUCCCUUCAAAACAUUUUAGAAAUCAUUUGCUAUUGAAUAAGAAUGGAAAAAUGUAAAAUUAGUUUUGUAACCACAUAAAGGAAAAAUUACUACACUAAUUGCAUUAAUAACUUUUCCCAUUUAUAAGGAUUUUUUUCAAACUAUUAGAAAUUCAUUUGUUUCAACAGUUUAGAAUGAAUUAGGACCAGGAUAACCCUUUGAAGUCUUUCUUAAUAGCUUUGUUAAAGUAAACUUGUUUUGAUUAUUAGACUGAAGUUUAAACAAUCCUUAGAGAUAAUGUUGUAUAAUAAGAAUCAGUAGAUUUUGUAUAAAGAUUAGGAAAGCAAUAAUAGGUUUAAGAUAGUAUUGUUACUUUGCUUAAAAAAUCAAUAUAAGAUCCUUCAUUUUUAGAGGAUUCAAAAGUAUUUGGAAAGAAAUUAGUUUUGGAUUUACUUUCAGAUAAAUUAAUUCAAGAAUAAACUCAAAAAUUAAUAAUUUAAGUAAUAAAUGAUCCAAUAUUCAAAUAUGAAGUGAAAGAAUUUUGUAAAUCAUUAUCACAAGAAUAAGAAAUUAAUCAAGCGUAAAUUUUAAAUUUAUUUGAGAGUUGCAGAUAUAUUAAAAAAUGCUGCAAUUGACCCUAGCUUUAGAGCUGCUUUUGCAAAUGCAUUAUCAUACGCUUUUAAUGAUGUUAUGUUGAGAUAAGACACCACAGAAAAAAUAAGGAUGUUUUUAUUUUUCUUAAUGGAACAUGAUAAAACUUAGGAAUAAGGAAUCAAAGGAUUUAUAGAUAUGGUUAUUGCUAAAUUAUUUAAUAAGUAUUUAAUUUUUAGAACUUAGAAAAACUUUAAUAAGCAAAACAAAUGAAUUUGAUUCAUUAAUGGAAGUGCUUUUGGGAAAAGAAAAAUUUUUUAAUUUAGCUGAAGAACAUAAAUUCUCAGGUCAAAAAAAUUCUGAUGUCUAUUGAAUCCUAC
Molecule: messenger RNA, 1003 nt
Organism: Paramecium sonneborni
Lineage: Eukaryota; Ciliophora; Oligohymenophorea; Peniculida; Parameciidae
Source: the annotation of a GenBank genome assembly